AUGCAUGCUUGUGGUGACAAUUUCUAUGGUAGAAUGUUAUUUGAUUAUUCACAAGUGGAAAAAGAUGAACUUAUACAUCGAGCUACUCGUCAAGGUCGUGUUUUGUCGCUUGAAACUUAUCUAAAUCAAUAUCCUAUUGCAAAUAUAAAUCAACAAUAUGAAUAUGGACGAUCACGAUGGACAUUAUUAAUUGCUGCAUGUUUUUAUAAACAUGAAAAUAUAGUACGUAUGUUAUUACAUCGUUUUAAACCUGAUAUAAAUGCAGUUGGUGAUGUUAAACUUGAUUUUGUUCAUGAUAUAAUGUAUGGUGUAUCACCAUUAUGGGUUGCUGUUGCUGUUGGUCAUUUUGGUAUUGUAAAAUUAUUAGUUGAAGAAGGUAAUGCAAAUAUAAAUCAUUUAUCUGUUACACGUAGUUCACCACUUCGUGCUGCAUCUUAUAUUGGUCGUCUUGAUAUUGCACGUUAUUUAAUUUCACAUGGUGCUGAUAUACGACUUGUACGUGAUGGAAAUUAUACAAAUUUAAUGUUAAGUGCUUAUCGUGAACAUACACAUAUGGUAAAAUAUUUUCUUGAUGAAUUAUAUUGUGAUCCAAAUGAAUAUGAUCAAGAUGGUCGAACACCAUUACAUUAUGGUAUUGAUGGUGGUUCAUUUGAUGUUGUUGAAUUAUUAUUAAAACGUGGAGCAAAAAAUAUCUCUCAUAAUAUAACAAGUCCACUUUUAUGGGCUGCAUUAGAUGCAAGAGAAGAUUUAGUUGAUGCUUUUGAAAAUUAUUAUUUAUCAGAUUUAGAAUGGAUUGAAGCAAGAGAAAUACUUGGAGCAUCAUAUGCAAAUAUUGAAUCAAAAAAUUAUAAUCUUAAUAAAGCUAUUGAACAUAUAAAAAUAGCAUAUAAAUGGAGAAUAGAAAAAAAUCUUCCAAAAAUAUUUUCAUCUAUUCAAUCUAUUGAAGCAUAUAAUUAUUUUCAAGAAUGUCAAACAUUAGAAGAAUUUAAUCAAAUUUUAUCUCAAUCACAUAAUCGAUUACAUAUUGAAUCAUUACUUAUACAAGAAAGAAUAUUAGGUCAAAAAAAUAAACGUUAUCGUCAUGCUAUAAGAUUUUAUGGUGCUUUAUUAGCUGAUACACAUCAAUAUGAUACAUCAUUACGAUUGUGGUUAUAUGAACUUGAUUUACGACGACAACAUAAAAUUAAUUUUGAUAAAUGGCAUUUACGAAGUUUUGUUCAUAUGUUUGCUGAAAUGAUAAUAAAUCAUGUAGAUAUUAUAUCUGAAAAAGCUAUAUUAGAAAUUCUAAAAGCACUUAAUGAUGAACUUUCAAAUAGUCGUAAUAAUGAUCAUAAUCUAUUGACACUUUUCUAUCUUAUUACAAUUAUUAGUCAGAUAUCUGAUAAACAAAAAAUUUUGCCUUCAAUGAUGGAUAUUUAUCGAAUAUUAGUAAUGUUUGUUCGAACUUGUUAUACAACUAUUGAAAAUUCACAAUAUUGGACUCUACUUCAUUUAAGUAUGAUGACAGGUUUACCAUGUGUAAAUGAUAAUCAUAUUAUGGCACUAUGCAAAUAUCCAUGUCAUAAAACAAUUGGUCUGUUGCUUAAAUGUGGUGCUAAUGUUGAUGCAAUUGAUUCAGAAAGAAAUACUCCAUUACAUUUAAUUGCUCAACGUAAACAUGAUAUUGAAAAUGUAUUGUUUAUUAUUAAUCUUCUUUGUGAUAUUGCUGGAGCACAUCCAGAUUGUGUUAAUAAUCAAGGUCAAACACCUCUUGAAGUAGCAUCGAAUAUACAUGUUAAAGAACAUCUUCGAGAGAAAAUUGGUGUUAGUCAAUUGAAAUGUUUAUGUGCUCGAUUUAUUCGACAAAGAAAAAUAAUAUUUCAAAACUAUCGACUUCCGUUAUAUCUUGUGAAUUUUAUUGAAAAACAUUGA
Messenger RNA from Rotaria sordida, 1911 nucleotides. NCBI's taxonomy places the organism in Eukaryota, Metazoa, Rotifera, Eurotatoria, Philodinida, Philodinidae. The record is from the annotation of a GenBank genome assembly.